CUCGCCGGCGAGGAGUCUUCAGGACGAAAAUGCACCAUGGCAUGAGAGGUCCGGUGAGCGAUCGUUACGGAGUUCAAAACCCGACGAUGCAGGCCAGGAAUGGGGUCUGCGAUAAAAUCGAAAAUUACAUAUCCGAACUGGGUCGAUGGGCGGUAUGGAGAGCGAUAAUAAUGGGUCAGUUUCUCUCGAUAGUGUUGUGCUUUAUGACGCUCGUAAAUCACUACAUAAACACCACCGCUCCCUACAAGCUCUCGCUUCCAACAGGACAAAAUCUUCCGCACUACGUGAUGAUGUGUUUAGUUUACACGACAUGGAUGUCCUGCAGAGGUGUGGGAAAUGAUCUAAUUUCCGUGAUAAGGGCCCGUGGUUGGAGAUAUCUGCUUCUGGCGUUAAUCGACGUCGAGGCGUGCACGCUUAUCACGUCCUCGCAUCAAUUUACCAGCCUCGCCAGUAUACAACUUCUUGACUGUGUGGCAAUACCAGUUGCUUUGGUAUUGUCGUUUCUGGUGUUGGGUGUCAGAUAUAGAAUGGUGCACAUCGUUGGCGUAUCCGUCUGUUUAAUGGGUGUGGGAUGUCUCGUUUGGGCCGGUAUAGACAACAACAAUGAUCCCUCGUCAACUGGAAAGAAUCAACUUGUCGGCGACAUGCUUUGUCUGGGCGGAGCGGUAUUAUUCUCGGUUACGACGGUUCUACAAGAAUUGGUUGUCAAAACGGUCGAUAUUAUCGAAUACCUGGGUAUGAUCGGUUUCUUCGGCACGAUAUUAAGUUGCAUGCAGAUUGCCGUGCUCGAGAGGCUUCAAAUAGAAGCGUUUCGUUGGGACAAUGCACCGGUGAUAACGAUUCUAAUUCUUUACUGCAUCACCCAAUUUAUGUUUUUCUCUCUGGUACCGGUAAUACUGUACGAGUCCGGCGCUACCGCUUUGCAACUGGCCCUACUCACUUCGGACUCGUUCAAUAUACUAGCCGGCAUGCUUAAUCAUUAUUACAAGUUCCACGCGUUGUAUUUCGUUUCAUAUGCGCUCACAAUGAUUGGCAUAUACAUAUAUGCCAUAAAGAGAACACCUAUGUCGACGACCUCACGGACGCAACACAUUGAACCACCUAUUCCGGAUUACAGACACAUAUCUCACCCUGACGUUGGAGAAGUGGAGAUGGCAACGAGUUCCGGGAUGUCCGGUGUGAGCGGCACCCUCGAUAUAAGAGCGUCCACCCUCGGAAGCGAGAGGGAGACAAUGGAUGCGACGAGUUUACCCUUAAGCGUCAGUUCGGACACGGCCUUUACCUCGUUUUACGGCAGUCAGGCGAACUUAAAGGUAGCAUCGAGAUCGAUGCCACGUGUAUCAUCCAAUUCGUAUCUCGACACGAACGCGAUCAGAUCGUCCCGAUCGGGGACGAACUUGACGCGGGUACAAGGUUCAGGCGAUCUCACGGAUAUCCGAGGCAGAUGUAGUCCGCGGGAAUAAUCGAUUUUAAUUUUUUUUAUAGCGUAACCCCUAUCGCCGCCAUGUGUUAACAUGGUUUUAUUAUAUUACCGUGUAAAACUUUUCACAGAAAAAAAAACAGUUAAAAUUCUGAUAAACCCAGUAGAUUUGUUUUUUUCCAAAACUUCUGUAUGGAAAAUCACAGAACUGUCUCUUACGCGAUAAUAAAGCUAAGCGACAAUUAUAAAACUUGUAAACGUGUUACUCUUAGAUAUAUUUCAAAUCGCGAAUGCGCUCGUCGUAACGAGCAGAUCGGAUUUGCAAAAAAAAAAAAAAACGUUUAAAUUGCGUGAUAAUUUAUCUGCCUCUGAUGAAAUUGUUUUUCCCGUAUUUCUUUUUAUUUAUUCACACGUACACUCAAAGCCGGUGUAAAUGAAAUCUAUCGACGCUUUCAGGCUGCGAACGGGAACAACGGUUCUGCCUGUAAUUAAUAAGCGGAAGGAAAACGACUGCCUAAAAUGGAAUGCCGCGCGAAUUAUUCUAUUAUUCAAAAAUACGACUCGAAAAUACUUUCUUAAAAUCGGAUUCUCAGAGAGAAAGAGAAAGAAAAAAAGAGAGAGAAAAAAAAUAUAGAAAAGUGUUUAUAACACAUUUUGUUUAGAAAUAACUUAGUGUGUAAAAAAAAAAACAUUACUAACAAUAAUUAUAUUUAACGAUAAAGACGCGAUAAAAAGAUAACCGUCUUUGUGUUAUAAAGAGUUGAUACGACGUUAAAAUGAAAUCAAAAAUAUAUAUUGCGAAUUAGGAUUUUUAUCAAUACCUGUUUUUUUUUUAAUCGAAAUUUCUACUCUUGUUUCUACAAACGAAUAAACUAGCUCUAUGAGAGUAAAAAAUGUGCCAAAUGUCAAAGUCUGUUAGCGUUCGAUUUUUUAUAGAUCUAGAUUUUAGGUCUAGAAGAAUGUGUGUAAGCGCGAGCGUGUCUAUUACACGUUUUGCAUACACGGUAAUAUAUACACAUUUUGAAUUUUUUUACAUUCUAACACGAAUUAUCUUCGUGACGAAAAGAAAGGUUAUUUACGAGUGAUAACGUACGAGGUCAGCUGCUGUUACAAUGAAUGUUGACAUAUACCCGCAGUGUAAUAAACAAAAAUCGUAUAUCCGCGAAGAGGUUCACGUUUUCAAGCACUUAUGCAGCUCUAGCGCGACUAAUAAUUUAACAAUAAUUAUUGCCCGUAACGCACAACAUUAUACAAGCACAGAGGCAUUUAUAAAUUACACACAUUAAUAAUGAAAAGAAAAGAACCGAUUUGUUUAGCAAAAUUAAUAUUCAUGUAAUAAGAGAACUAUAUAUAAAAGUAUGAUAUUCUUCUAUUAUCACAGUACGAUAUUUAUGCGCGCAACUACAACAAACAUUGCAAAAACUUAUAAUUACUUUAAAACGUCUAUAUAUACUUGUAUAUAUAAACGCAUAUAUAUGAAUAUUGCUCUAUA
Molecule: messenger RNA, 2912 nt
Organism: Pseudomyrmex gracilis
Lineage: Eukaryota; Metazoa; Arthropoda; Insecta; Hymenoptera; Formicidae
Product: solute carrier family 35 member F2-like
Exons: 8
Coding region: 30-1463 (477 amino acids)
Biological process (GO): transmembrane transport
Cellular component (GO): membrane
Molecular function (GO): transmembrane transporter activity
Source: RefSeq, a predicted model, not a curated record